Molecule: messenger RNA, 1006 nt
Organism: Aphidius gifuensis
Lineage: Eukaryota; Metazoa; Arthropoda; Insecta; Hymenoptera; Braconidae
Product: RING finger protein 212B-like
Exons: 4
Coding region: 93-965 (290 amino acids)
Biological process (GO): reciprocal meiotic recombination; homologous chromosome pairing at meiosis; protein sumoylation
Cellular component (GO): synaptonemal complex
Molecular function (GO): SUMO transferase activity
Source: RefSeq, a predicted model, not a curated record
UGUGUGAAAGCCAUUGAAGACUUGAAGUGUCAAGUCGAUGCAAUUUUUAGAUUUUUAAACAUUAGAUUUGUUUAGAUUAAUAUUUAUUUAAAAUGGAACACAAUUGGUUUAGAUGUAACGAAUGUAUUUGUGCAAUGAAAAAUAAUAAACAUCCAUUUUCAUUAACACAAUGUGGUCAUUUGUUUUGUGUUAAUUGUAUCAAAAGAGUUGCUAAAAGCUGUCCAAUUUGUCGAACUGAUAAUGUUCAAGCAGUGGUGUUGGAUCAACGUUUUCCACCAAAUUUAUCAUCCCUGUUUGUACCGACUUUGGAUGUCUUUCAUCAAUUGGAAUCCAAUGCAAAAUUUCACACAAUGCAACAUCUUCUUCUAGAUGGUGCUUUUAAAAAACGAGAAGAAAAAUAUAAUCGUGUUAAAAAAUUAACAAUCAGUUUGAGUCAACAGCUGCCAAAAAUUCAUGAUGAAAAUAUUGAAAUGGAAAAAUUUAUUGAUCAACAUUCGAAAAAUUAUUAUCAACAAAUACCAGUUAAUUCUGAAGGAGCUGUUGGUAGUCAUGAUUUUUUACCAAUGCCAAUGGACAUAUCAUUUACUCAGACUGUUAGAAGUUCACCAUCACGAAUUUCUCUGCAAACAAAUGAUUUGUACUUCUCAAAACAAAGCUCUGAUGAAUCAUCUAGGCCCUCCAGAGAUCGUGGAUAUCAUACAGACUCUGAGUUUACAUCUGGUUCGUUGUCACAUCAAGAAUUAUUGACAACACCAUAUAAUUCUGGUGAAUUUAGAGUACCAACAAGCACAAAAGUACUUAAAUCAGCUGCCCAAUCAAUUGGUUAUUCAACCAACUCAAUUUCAGGAAAACGAAAUUCAUUAUUAACACCAAGUUCAAACUCUGGAAAUAUUUAUAAAUUUAGUAAUGAUAGAAGCUAUGCUGGUGGUCGUAAAUUUUUUCGACUUAAUAAUUCAUAUUCUUAAUAAUUAUAAAUUUAAACUACCAAUUAAAAUUAACAAUUAGA